CGUUACUAUGUAACAUUUUAUGGUUCAUGUCCGCUGUCAGAAACCUCAAAUCAAGUAAACAAAACAUACGGCCUCCGUGUUUAUGAGGAUUUCACAAGCCUGUGUAUUGUAUUUAAUUUCAAACACUUCCAUUGACUACACACCUCCAGUAACCCAUACAAAUCUAGCGGUGAUCUAUCGUUCUCACACACACAAUCACAAACUUAUAAUUUAAAGUAAAGGAGGAUUUAAAUACACAAUUUACCAUUUCAACUAGUCCUGAAGUCACAUUAAGGUCGUCACUAUCAUCCAAAACAACAGAGGAAGUCAUUACGUAUCGCAGUUAAAUUAACACGACCUGAUAAGCCCAUAGAUUUGCAAUGUUCGUGGAGCACAGAAGAGUUCAACUAGCGUUGUUCGUUACAAACGUUCUGUUUGGCCGAGCAUUUUCAGACAGCUGUGUUCGCUCAAUACUCCCAUCUCAAAUAACAUGUUUAGCGACGACCUGGACAACACUUGAAAGACACCAACAACUUCGUACAACCUACAAGCAACUUUCAGACAACCCCUAUACACCUAAGGAUUCGUCCUUCCCUCAAGACAAGCAGCAUCCCUUUCGGCUGGCAUAAAUGGUCGACAAAAAAAAAAAAAAAAGCAAUGGAGCGCGUACAUACGAGCACCAGGAGAACUGGCCACAUUUCUAAAUGUAAGAAAAUAGCACUACCUAAGGUGAAUGGCUAUGGCUUGCAGCUGGCGAUCCAGAGGCGCACUUCACAGAAACAGUUGGACUUCCGUCUGGGUAAAGACCUGCCUAGCCACAACAGAGAGCCCACCCAGGAUAACUUGAGAAGCUGCCUUCCACGGACUGAGGGGAGGCUGAUGAGCACUGGCAGACCCCCACUGAGUCCCAAGCUGGCAUACGCCAGUGAGUUCAUUGUUCAAGAGAGGGCCGCCCCCCAGGCAUCGAGAUCCCCCUGCCUAGGAUCAUCUGGAGAUGCCUCAGCUCAGAGCUUCAGGUCCAGAGAUCGGCAGGUGUCUCACAGUGCAGGCACCAGCCCCUCCAACAGCAAUGGAGCCGCCAUCAACUCUGCCAAUGAGCAUUUUGUGAAAAGCCUGUUUAAGCCGGGGACCCCUGUCUUUUUACGCUCCCCUGAGGACAGCGCAGCCAACCCUGACCGGCUGGAUCUGGACAGGAGGAAUUUGCUCGUCUGCCCCCUGCUGGAGGGAGAGGAGAAUUUGCGACUGCUCAACUUCCAGCACAACCUAAUCUCUGAGAUCCAGCACCUCUCUCACCUGAGGUGGCUCAUCUUCCUCGACCUGUAUGACAACCACAUCACUGAGAUCUCUGGGCUGUCCGCACUCACCAGCCUGCGCGUCCUCAUGCUGGGCACCAACAGAAUCUCAAGGAUUUCUGGUCUGGAGAGCCUCUCCAAACUGGAUGUCCUGGAUCUUCAUGGAAACCAGAUCUAUAAAAUGGAGAACCUGUCUCACCUAUUGGAGCUACGAGUGCUGAACCUGGCUGGAAAUAACAUUGUGUGUGUGGAGGAGCUGAAAGGACUGAACUCAUUGAUUGAACUCAACCUCCGACGCAACCACAUCACAACUGUGAGAGAUGUCGAUUGUCUGCCCUCCCUCCAGCGCCUCUUUCUCAGCUGCAACACCAUCACCAAUUUUGAAGACAUCGCCUGCCUCUCCGGUUCUCCGUCCCUCACUGAGGUCUCCCUGGAUGAGAAUCCCAUAGCUCAGGAGUCAUGGUACAAGCAGACUGCCCUGCGCUACAUGGUGCACCUACGACAGCUGGACAUGAAAAGAAUCACGGACGAAGAACGCCGUAUGGCAUCAGUCAUAGCAAGAAAGGAGGAAGAGAAGAAGAAGGAGGGACACAAGCAAGCCAUUCAAAAGGAGAAGCGGCGGCUUGCAAUUCAGAAUGCAGCCUCACAGUGGGAGACUCUAAUUCAGAAGCGCAGCAGCACUGGAAGGAGCUGUCUGGAGCUCCCUGCUCAGAAUGGCAGUAAGGAGCAGGUCAGUCCUGUCAAUGGGACUCCCACUGAACUCUUCACAGAGGAGCCCAGGAGGUUGAGUCCAGCAGGCAGUGCAGAGAGGUUACCUGGGGGGAGAGAGGGCAGCGAGAGACGGCCCCGAGCCCCAAGCAGACCCAGCAGCCCCCGGGAUGCCAGGUCCUCAGAGGGGGCGGGGGGCCCCAGUAUGCAAUGCCUAUCCGUGUCGGACUCUCACCUGGCGGAGCUGGACGGUGAAACACUAAGGCUGUUUGGUCUUGUGGCUCUGGAGGCACUGGAGCGAGGCUGGGGGGUGCAGACUGUGGGCGCAGUGACCGCCAUCGCCUUCCGCUACAUCGACUACGACGCCAUCGUGCCCACCCUGCCUCGCAUACGCGUCAAGUUCCCCAAUGUAACGCACCUGAUCUUCUCCGAGACCAAUGUCCACCGGCUGCCCCAGCUGGCCGCUCUGGCUCAGGUCCGGCGGCUCGACCAGCUGACUGUCCACCCUGAGGGCAACCCGGUGGUCAGCUUGGCACUCUGGAGGUCCUUCGCCAUCUUCCGGCUCAGCCACUUCAACCUGCAGAGGAUCAACGGGGAGGAGGUCACCAUGAAUGACGUGAUAAUGGCAGAAAGGCUGUUUGGAACUCUGGCUCACAUCGCUGCUGCUGAAACUCCACACUAUCGCCUGCUCCUGCUGCUGGGAGAAUCCAGGAAGCAUCAGCUGCAGUUCCUGCUGGAGGGACGGGGGCGACAGACGGGCAUGAGCCCUGUGGAGCUCCGGGAGAACAGGAAGCUGCUGGGAGAGGGGCUGGGCCGAGCCAUCUUCAACUACCCCAGCAGAAACGGGGACACGGACAGGAGCGAGAACACUCCUCACGCUGGCCAGGAGAGGGCGCAGGUGAGCCGGUGCUAUGUGCAGGGACUGGUGAGGGAAGCAGCAAGCACCAACCUGAAAGGAGAAGCUCUUCACAAGCUCUGGUCAUCACUGUUCAUGGAGCUGGUCCGAGACAGUGUGGUGGAAAUGAGAGACCGAUCAGCCUUCCGCAGAGACUGCCUUCAGAGGAUCUCAGAGUCCAAAUAACACCCAGCUGCUCCUCACACCACAUCCAGCACACUUCUCACACCACACCCAGCACGCUUCUCACACCACACCCAGCCUCCUCACACCACACCCAGCACGCUCCUCACACCACACCCAGCACGCUCCUCACAC
This is a messenger RNA of Acipenser ruthenus (sterlet), 3192 nucleotides long. Its product is annotated as leucine-rich repeat-containing protein 49-like. Lineage: Eukaryota; Metazoa; Chordata; Actinopteri; Acipenseriformes; Acipenseridae. Bases 637 to 3060 code for a protein of 807 amino acids. Gene Ontology annotation, molecular function: protein binding. The transcript is spliced from 18 exons. The record is from RefSeq and is a predicted model, not a curated record.